Molecule: messenger RNA, 1957 nt
Organism: Polychytrium aggregatum
Lineage: Eukaryota; Fungi; Chytridiomycota; Chytridiomycetes; Polychytriales
Exons: 8
Coding region: 383-1714 (443 amino acids)
Biological process (GO): protein refolding; response to heat
Cellular component (GO): cytoplasm
Molecular function (GO): ATP binding; heat shock protein binding
Source: RefSeq, a predicted model, not a curated record
UGGGUGCCCGGCCAGCCAGCAACCCAUCCGCGGCUUCUGACGACGCAAGUUCGACCUGCAUCCCGCAAGGCACGAUCGCCACUGCCGCUGCCAUCGCCAUCGACGACGACAGCGACAACGACAGCGACAACGACAGCGACGAUCCACAGACGAGCGAGUCAGCUGAGACAAGCGGUGGGUCGCUGCACAUGCGGAUGCCGGAACAUCGGCCACGAGCCUGUCGAUGGCCCUCCCCUCCCGCCUCUGCGAAUGCGACAUCUCGCCUCCGAUCGCCGAGAGCGUCCCGACAGAGUGCACAUCAUCCCGAUCCUGAAGAGUGUCCCUCUCAUCCGACUUUUCCGACACACCCGCACCCAACUCUGCGGCUCUUCCCACAAGCACCAUGAUGCUGUUCUCGGUCCGUCGCUGCAUCUCCCAGCCAAUUGCACGGUCGGCUCGCCCCUGGCAUUCGCCGAGCCUCCGGCCAUGUCCUGCUCCAAGAGCCACUCGGAGCUUUGGAAGCACAUCCUCGAACCUUUCCUUGAAACGAGACGCUUAUGAGAUCCUGGGAACAUCCAAGACGGCCUCGGCCAGCGAUAUCAAAAAGGCGUAUUAUCAGCUGGCCAAAAAGUACCAUCCUGACACCAACAAGGAAUCCGACGCCAAGGAAAAGUUCAUGGAGAUCCAAGAGGCCUACGAGAUCCUCUCAGACGAGAAAAAGCGGGCUCAGUACGAUCAGUUUGGUCCAAGCGGCUUUGACGGAGGAUAUCCGGGAGCCGGUGCCGGAGGCUUCGAGGGAUUCCAGGGCGGCUUCCCCGGCGGACACGCCGACGUAUUCGAGCAGCUCUUCCGCAACUUUGGGGGCAUGAACGGCGCCCGUUCUGGAUUCGAGUCGGUCGCGCAGGAUACGGUGCUUGCAACCCGGAUCACGUUCAUGGAGGCGGCCCACGGCGUCCAAAAGCCCAUCACCUUUCGGGCACUCCGCAAGUGCGGCACCUGCUCGGGCAGCGGUCUGAAGAAGGGCGAGAGUGCAAAGACAUGCACUGUCUGCGGCGGAUCGGGUCGGCGUGUCUUUAUUCGAGGCGGAUUCCACAUGGCCACCACCUGCGACAACUGCGGCGGAAGCGGCAAGUUUGUGCCCAAGAGCGCCCAGUGCUCUCCCUGCGGCGGCUCCGGGCGUGUGACCGAGACCCAGACACUGAACGUCAACAUUCCUGCCGGAGUCGAGGACGGCAUGCGGAUCCGACUGGCUGGACAGGGCGACGUGCCCAUGGAGGGCGAUGGCCCUGCUGGAGACAUCCACCUGCAAAUCACGGUCGGACCCCAUCCCCAGUUCCGGCGGGACGGUGCCGAUGUGCUCAUCAACGUGGAUAUUCCGUUGUCGGUAGCCCUGUUGGGCGGGACUGUGCGCAUUCCCACGGUCGAUGGCGACGUCGAUCUCACGAUCCCGGCCGGCACCCAGCCCGACGAACGCAAGGUGCUGCGAAAGCGGGGCGUUGCCCGUGUGCAAAGCCGCCGCUCCUCCGACAAGGGUGACCAGUGGGUGACCUUCAAGAUCACGAUCCCCAAGCACCUCACACCGGCACAGAAGAAGGCCAUCGAGGAUGCCUUUGGCACCCCGAGCACCGGCGCCGCGGCUGAACCCGAUGCCAAGGAGUCUAGCGAGGCUGAGGACUCGUCGGAGCAGUCGGCCGAGCCAGAGAAGAAGAAGGGCAAAUGGAGCUUUUUCAAAUAGAGGGGCCGCAACCAGAGCCCCAGCCGCCCAUUCCACCAUCUUUUUUGUCAUGUUCCGGUUCAGCUUCAGGCUUCGGAUCUGGACGGAGAGACAACCGCGCUGGCUGCGAGCGGUGAGCGACUCCGGCCGGCCGACACUCUCUCCUCCUUUGACGAAGCUCGCAACGCCUCCCCCCUUCCUCUCUCUCACAUCUACCAAUCUAUCAAUAUAGCUGGCAUUACACGUCAAGUGUACCUUCCUCUG